This is a messenger RNA of Rotaria sp. Silwood2, 990 nucleotides long. The record is from the annotation of a GenBank genome assembly. NCBI's taxonomy places the organism in Eukaryota, Metazoa, Rotifera, Eurotatoria, Philodinida, Philodinidae.
AUGCGUCUUAUUAUACAUACACAUACAAUAUUUAAAUCUUAUGCACGUUAUUGGUUAACACCAAUAAUUCAUAUGUGUAAUCAAAUGAUUGAAAAAUCAUCUGAAGAUUUAAAUACAUUUCUUAUUGAUACAAUUGUUAUAUUAUUAUCAUGGAAUUCAAUAGCUAUACCAAGUGAACUUGAUAGAACAGCAGUACAACGUUUAUUAGAAUAUUUAUUUCUUAAUUGUACACAUAAAAAUACAUUUGUUAUGAAAACAAAUUUAGAUUUAAUUAAAAAAUUAAUUGAAUCAUGGAAUGAACGUAUAUAUGCACCAACAUUGAUUAUAUAUAAAUUAAUAUUUGAUCAAGAUAUUAAAUCAAAACAUAAUACUAUUGGUUUAUCAUUAAUUGGAAUAUUAUUAGCUAAUAAUAUAUUACCAUAUAAUGAAAUAAAUGAUUUAACUGAAGAUAAAUUUAAUGAAACAUUAUUAAAAAAUAUGACAAAUUCUUUUCGAAAUAUUUAUGCAGCAGCUGCUGAAGUUGUUGGAAUGUUAUUAAAUGUUAAAAAAUUAAAAGGUCAAUCAAAUGAACGUUUAUUAGAACAAUUAAGUUUUAUAUUAAAAUGGCAUAGUGGUCAAACUAUACAAAAACAUUAUCCUGAAAUUGUUGAUAAAACUGUUAUGAAUAAAUUAAUAUUUGGUUUGAAAAAAUUGUAUGGAGAUUUUAAAAUGGAAUGCUUAAAAGUAAUGAUUGCAAAUGUUACAGAAUUUGAUUCUGCUUAUUUGAAAUUAAAAGCAGCUGGAGUACUUGAUAUUCUUAUUCAUAAAGAUUUUAGUAUUCGUAGUGUUGCAUUACGACUUUUACAUAAACUUUUACCAAAAUUAACUCAUGAACAAUUAUUUAAAAUAGCACAAACAUUAUCUCUUGAUGGUUCAAAUGAAUGUCAAUAUUGGACACUUGAAAUAUAUAAAUGGAUGUAUGAUUAUAUCACACAACAGAUAACAAAUUAA